AUUUCUAUUUAGUUACGAUAGAGGUUAGAAAAAGAUAAACAACAGCUCAAACUAACGGGUUCUGUUCAAUCUCAAAAUAAUUUAAAGGGUUUUAAUAGUCAGCUUAAAGACGGAUUCAACAAAUAUUAGUUUGUGAAUGAUAGAGUGGACAGACGUUUAUUGAUCUAAGACAACCAGAUGUCGUUGAUAUCAUCUUAAAUUUGUCAUAAUUAUAUAAAGGCGGGGUUAACAAUACUGCUGAAUAUUAACUUGUAUUGCUUUCCUUCAAUCAGCGAUUCACAAAUCAAAAUGGUGAUGAACUUUCAAUUUGUCCAGGGUACAUCAGGAAGUCAUUAUUAUAUUGACAAAGAUUUUAAUAAGGAAGUGUAUGCAAACUUUUAUAAGAAACUUAACAAAAUGAAUGACUUGGCAGACGACAUUCAAAGUUGUUGUUCUUCACAUUCGGACAAUGAAUCAGUUUCCAGCAAUGUUGAACCAGUUCGGAAUAAUUCGUUAAAGUUUGGAAUUGCAAACAUUUUAAAAGACAGUGAACAUUCAGUGACUACAGAAACGUCAUUUUCUAACGAUGAACAAUUAUCUAAAAACAUGUUUAACCAUACGAACAGUCCAAGACUUUUAUUUAAUCCGUAUUUUAUGCCAAAUUCAAGCCUUAUGUGGCCUCUCCAAGAUUUAUCAAGAGAUAGACAAAUAUUAACCAGACGAAUAGGGCAUCCGUAUCAAAACAGAACCCCUCCAAAGAAAAAGAAGCCAAGGACAUCAUUCAGCAGACUUACCAUAAUAGAACUAGAGAAACGGUUUGAACAGCAAAAGUAUCUAGCGUCAUCUGAACGAACGCAUUUAGCAAAAGCUCUGAAGAUUUCAGAUUCACAGGUGAAAACAUGGUUUCAGAAUAGGAGAACCAAGUGGAGGCGACAAGUUGCUGAAGAAAAGGAAAUACAAAGACAAGCUGCAAAUCGUUUAUUAAUGUCUAUUGGACAAAGUGUUUUGCAAUAAAUUGCUCAACCUAAUGUGACUUUAAAGGAAGUAUUAUUGUUAAUUAAGAAGCCAUUACUGUGGGUUCUUUUCCCACAAAAUUUAACUGUUUUAUUGCUUUUACAUUAAAAAAAAACUUUUAUUAAUCGUUCUUCUUUUAAUAUUAUAUUAUAAUAUUGCGGUCCAUCAGAUGAGGUAAAUGCAUUUCAUCAGUUUUACUGUGAUACAGUGAAGUAUUAGUUAACCCAAUAUAUUGGAACCAUGUAUUUUUUUUUUUAAAUAAGCGGUGUUUAAGAAAACCAUGAGUUCAGGGCAAGAACUUUUUACCUUUCAGCCAAAUACAAUAUUAAUUUGUUUUAUUAUUCAAGUGGAAAAUAUGGCACAGAAUUCAUUCUGCGAUGGUAUUUGCGACUGCUUGCCAAUCGUUUGUAACAGUAUCACUAUAGUUUUUUUUCGACUAUGACAUCUUCUCUUCUUUUCAUCUUUUUGAUUAACCAUAGCAACAUCUCUAUAAAUAAUUCGUGGUUCUAUAUACAUAUAUACCCGUUGGUGUCUUUAACCUAUUUGGCUAUGACGAUUCAUAUUGAUGUAUAUUGUAAUUGUAAUUGUAAAAAAUACCAGUGGCAGUAGUUGUAUCCCGGCAUUGACCUCUUAUUCAGGUUGUUAACCCAAUCAAAAUU
Mytilus trossulus (common blue mussel) is the source of this 1652-nucleotide messenger RNA. RefSeq names its product homeobox protein pnx-like. Gene Ontology annotation, cellular component: nucleus. Gene Ontology annotation, biological process: regulation of transcription by RNA polymerase II; animal organ development. Gene Ontology annotation, molecular function: DNA-binding transcription factor activity, RNA polymerase II-specific; RNA polymerase II cis-regulatory region sequence-specific DNA binding. The transcript is spliced from 3 exons. NCBI's taxonomy places the organism in Eukaryota, Metazoa, Mollusca, Bivalvia, Mytilida, Mytilidae. The record is from RefSeq and is a predicted model, not a curated record. The coding region runs from base 289 to 993 and encodes 234 amino acids.